UCUCUCACUUUUGAGCGGUUGCCGUAAGGGGUUUCGGAUCAUCCUAAAAAUUUACAUACGUCGUCGUGGCCGCCCGGCGUCCCGAAUCAUCGUCGAAUCCAUUCGCCAGACCUUCUCAUAAUCGAAUCGCCCUUCGAUCGAGAGAUUACAUAACCGACGCCGCCGCCGCGCGGAAAUCGAUCGUUCCAUCGACGCCCCAAUUGUAGAAUUUACUUCGUUGAAUAUAUAGAGUGUUAAGAAAAUGCGGAUUGCUCCGUGGUCAAUUCGGCAGCAGAUGCUGACUUCCCAACGAUCCUUUUCUUUCUGGCCCGGCAUUGCUAUCAGCCCUUUUUAGCUUGUGGAGUUUGCCGGACAAGCAAGAGCGGGAAAUCUAUACCUGUUCAUAUAUUUGGGUUUGCUACACCAGUUGUUGGAGUGGAUUCUUGGAAGUGAUUAGCGCACUAUAGAUUCACCGCUUGAGGUUGUUGUUUUCAAUUCUUAUGGGCUCGUUGGCAGGAAAAUCAGAACUGGAGCUUGAAGACCAGCACCUAGUCAGCUCUCAAGCAAUUGCUAGCAAGACCACCUCUCUGGAGAUAACUCUUCCCAGAUCUUUCAUUGGUCCUGAUAAAUAUGGCUGUAAAUGCAUACUAGAUACCGUAAUACGCAGUGUAAAAAUUGUUCUGAUCUCCAACAAGUUGAACUUGCUUGUUCCUUGUGGUCCUUUGGCAAUAUUAUUUGAUAAGCUUACAAACCAACAUGGGUGGGUUUUUUUCCUAAGUUUGUUUGGCAUCAUUCCCUUGGCCGAACGUCUGGGCUGGGCUACAGAGCAGCUUGCUUUCUAUACUGGACCUACAGUUGGGGGUCUUCUAAAUGCGACAUUUGGCAAUGCAACGGAGCUGAUUAUAUCUGUUCAUGCACUUAAAAGUGGCAUGAUACGUGUUGUUCAGCAAUCAUUAUUGGGAUCCAUUCUUUCAAAUAUGUUGUUGGUUCUUGGAUGUGCUUUAUUUGGAGGAGGAAUUGUUAAUUGUAGAAGGGACCAAGUGUUUGAUAAGCCAACCGCAGCAAUGAACUCAGGAUUGCUCUUGAUGGCGGUAAUGGGUCUCUUGUUUCCGACUGUUCUCCACUUCACGAGAACUGAGCUGCAUUUUGGCAAGUCUGAAUUGGCACUUUCUAGGUUUAGCAGUUGCAUUAUGCUUGUAGCAUAUGGAGCAUACAUUUUUUUCCAGCUGACUUCCCAAAAUAAUCUCUACACACCUGUAAAUGAGGAGGAGAGUUCAACUAAUGGGAGCUCAGAUGAUGAUGAUGAAACACCUGAGACAUCGAAAUGGGAAUCAGUUAUUUGGUUACUUAUAUUGACCUCUUUGAUAUCAGUUUUGUCCGAAUAUUUGGUUAAUGCUAUAGAGGGAGCAUCUGUUGCAAUGAAUAUUCCGGUUGCAUUUAUAAGUGUCAUUCUGCUCCCAAUAGUUGGGAAUGCAGCAGAGCAUGCAGGUGCUGUUAUGUUUGCGGUGAAAGACAAGCUUGACAUUUCUCUUGGAGUGGCAAUAGGCUCAUCGACCCAAAUAGCAAUGUUUGUGAUUCCUCUGUGUGUGGUUAUGGGAUGGAUCAUGGGAUGUCCGAUGGACUUAAACUUUCAACUAUUUGAGACUGCAACUCUCAUUAUGACUGUUCUUGUAGUGGCAUUCUUGCUGCAGGAGGGAACCUCAAAUUAUUUCAAAGGACUGAUGCUUCUUCUAUGCUACCUUAUAGUCGCCGCCAGCUUCUUUGUACAUGUAGACCCUGAAUCUGUCCAGGACAAACCAACCGGCAUGCCGUAAAAAUCAUAUGAAUGCAGGAGGCCAAUGGAGAGAACCUUCAUGUGUUUCAGGUUUGAUGCUGUAUGGUUUACUGGAUGCAGAAAUUUUUUACUGUAUUAUCAAGAAUUUUGUGUAUAUAUAUACAUACAUACAUACAUACAUACAUAGUGAAACAGAAUAUAUGCCAUCUUACAAACUUGAGGAAAAUCUAUAGCUGCUUUUUUCAUGAUA
Messenger RNA from Andrographis paniculata, 2003 nucleotides. Its product is annotated as vacuolar cation/proton exchanger 3-like. The record is from RefSeq and is a predicted model, not a curated record. Lineage: Eukaryota; Viridiplantae; Streptophyta; Magnoliopsida; Lamiales; Acanthaceae. The coding region runs from base 480 to 1793 and encodes 437 amino acids. The transcript has 13 exons. Gene Ontology annotation, cellular component: plant-type vacuole membrane. Gene Ontology annotation, biological process: intracellular calcium ion homeostasis; calcium ion transmembrane transport. Gene Ontology annotation, molecular function: calcium:proton antiporter activity.